Messenger RNA from Penaeus indicus, 2752 nucleotides. RefSeq names its product NADH-ubiquinone oxidoreductase 75 kDa subunit, mitochondrial-like (gene ND-75). The coding region runs from base 111 to 2285 and encodes 724 amino acids. NCBI's taxonomy places the organism in Eukaryota, Metazoa, Arthropoda, Malacostraca, Decapoda, Penaeidae. Gene Ontology annotation, molecular function: NADH dehydrogenase (ubiquinone) activity; iron-sulfur cluster binding. The record is from RefSeq and is a predicted model, not a curated record. Gene Ontology annotation, biological process: ATP synthesis coupled electron transport; cellular respiration. The transcript is spliced from 15 exons. Gene Ontology annotation, cellular component: membrane.
AAAAACAAAUUAAAUUUAUUCUUAAGCCAAAUAUGUAACAUUUACGCAACUUGAACGCUGAUUGGUCGACGGUUCACCAUCUUGCCUCUCAGCUGAUUGUUGUUGUGUAAAUGAAGAUGCUGCGUUUAGGGGCACAGCAGCUGCUCCGCUAUGGCGGUGGGCGCUCCCUGGUGCUCGGAGGAGCUCGCACUCAGUCUUCUGCGCCAGAAAAGAUUGAAGUGUUUAUUGAUGAUAAGCCAGUAAUGGUGGAACCUGGAACUACUGUGUUGCAGGCUGCUGCAGUGGCUGGAGUAGAAAUCCCCAGGUUCUGCUACCACGAGCGCCUGUCUGUGGCUGGAAACUGUAGGAUGUGUCUGGUGGAAGUUGAAAAGUCAGUCAAGCCAGUUGCCGCUUGUGCCAUGCCCGUGAUGAAAGGUUGGCGCAUCAAGACCGACAGUGACAUGACCCGAAAGGCACGCGAAGGAGUCAUGGAAUUUCUCCUGAUCAACCACCCCUUGGAUUGCCCCAUCUGCGAUCAAGGUGGAGAGUGCGACUUGCAGGACCAGUCAAUGGCCUUUGGCAGUGAUCGGUCCCGUUUCCUGGACAACAAACGCGCUGUAGAAGACAAGAACAUCGGGCCUCUUGUCAAGACUGUUAUGACUCGAUGCAUCCAUUGCACUAGAUGUGUCCGAUUUGCCUCUGAGAUUGCCGGUGUGGAAGACCUCGGGACAACUGGCCGAGGCAGCGACAUGCAGAUUGGAACUUACGUCGAGAAGAUGUUGAUGUCCGAGCUCUCAGGGAACGUCAUUGAUCUGUGCCCUGUUGGUGCUCUUACUUCAAAGCCCUAUGCCUUCACUGCCAGACCUUGGGAAAUUCGCCGCACUGACUCGGUCGAUGUGCUUGACGCAGUUGGCUCAAACAUUGUCGUCAACCACCGCACUGGUGAAGUCCUCAGGGUCUUGCCCAUGACGAAUGAGGAAAUCAAUGAGGAAUGGCUGUCUGAUAAGUCACGGUUUGCCAUUGAUGGGUUGAAGCGCCAGCGUUUGAUUCACCCAAUGGUAAAGGACUCGGCCGGGGAGCUCCGUCCUUGUGAGUGGGAAGAUGCACUCAUUGUGGCAGGAAAGGCUCUGAAAGCAGCCAAUGGCUCUGUUGCUGCCAUUGCUGGAGGACUGGUUGAUGCUGAAUCACUAGUUGCUCUUAAGGACAUGGUCAACAGACUUGGUGGAGAGUCUGUUUGCACUGAGGAGAUCUUCCCUGACGCUGGAACUGGUACUGACCUGCGAUCCUCUUACCUGCUCAACACUAAAAUUGUUGGUGUAGAAGAAGCUGACUUGGUUCUGUUUGUUGGUACCAAUCCUCGGUUUGAGGCAGCACUUUUCAACGCCCGUGUUAGGAAAGCCUGGGUACACAAUGAGCUUGAUGUUGCCAUGAUUGGACCCAAGGUGAACCUCACCUAUGACUAUGAGCACCUUGGUGAUGAUGUAAGCAUCGUGAACAGCCUCCUGAAUGGAACUCAUCCCUUCUCGGAGAGGUUGGCUGCUGCAAAGAAGCCCAUGAUUGUUGUUGGAACUAAUGCUUUGUCCCGAGAGGAUGGUGGUGCACUCCAUGCACAGCUUGUACAGCUUUCUCAGAAGCUGCGCAGUGGUUGUGAGGGAGAAUGGCGUGUGUUGAAUGUCCUGCAGCAGGUAGCCUCACAGGUGGCUGCCCUCGACCUUGGCUAUACCCCAGGAGUGGCUGAUAUUCGCAAUAACCCUCCCAAGGUGCUCUUCCUACUUGGGGCAGAUGAGGGUGCCAUUACCCGGGAGGACCUGCCAAAGGACACAAUCAUUAUUUACCAGGGUCACCAUGGAGACCACGGGGCGACCAUUGCCGAUGUGGUUCUGCCAGGUGCCGCUUACACCGAGAAGACAGCAACCUACGUCAAUAUGGAGGGACGGGCCCAGCAGACCAAGGCAGCGUUGGUUCCACCAGGCAUGGCCCGUGUUGACUGGAAGAUCAUCAGAGCUCUGUCUGAGAUUGUAGGAGCUACACUUCCUUACGAUACCCUAAAUGAGGUGCGCCAUCGCAUGGCGGAAGUCUCACCCAACUUGGUGAGGUAUGGAGAUGUCGAGGAGGCCAACUAUUUUGCACAGGCAUCAGCACUUGCGAAGCUGGUGAAAGCAAACUUUGAUGCAGCUCCUCUGGAUGUUCCCUUGAAGAAGCUGGAGGACUACUACAUGACCAAUUCUGUUACCAGAGCCUCCCCAACCAUGGCCAAGUGCAUUGCCGCAGUGAAGAAAGAAGCGAGUAACAAGUUUCAUGGAUAAGGGUGUCAUUGCAGUUUUGUGUUAAAUAAAUUUAAUUAGUUGAAAAAAAUAUAUAUUAAUGAGGGUAGCUGGUUGUCUAGUUGCACGAAAAGCUUUUAAAUUAUUACAGCCAUGAUGAUAUAUAUUUAUUACCCUUUACUGUUGAACCAAUGAUAACAAAUGGAGACUGCUAGACACCCCCCCCCCCUCCCUCCUUCAAGAUUUUGAUUGUAAUAUAUAAAGCAUUAAGAGCACCUAAGUAGGAUUUCAGUUUGGCACUUCAGGGUAAAUGAACCAGUCUGAAAUUCUGCUAAGUUUGCCUUCCCGUAAAGAGUUUCUAUGAGGUUUGUUUCCAAGCUGUUAAGAAAUAAAAUGUUGAAUUUGUCAUGGAUAGAAACAUUCAAACAAGAAGAAGUACUGCUGGAGGUGGUAGUGUAAAAAUGUCUAUUUUAUUUGUACAGUAUGUCCUAAUAAUAAGAAUUUAUAAA